Eruca vesicaria subsp. sativa (arugula) is the source of this 718-nucleotide messenger RNA. Lineage: Eukaryota; Viridiplantae; Streptophyta; Magnoliopsida; Brassicales; Brassicaceae. The record is from the annotation of a GenBank genome assembly.
CUUCCAAGUAACUUCAGCUUCUUUUUUUUUCUAUCUUUUUCUAAAAAAAUGAGUUUUUUCUUAGUCUCUUUAUUUUAGUUUGAGAUCUUCUCAUCUUGAUCUGGAUCUUUGAUUUUCUUUCUUCUAGCAACUCUAAGGUUCACUCACAGCUAUAGUAAACCGACAAUGAUGAAAUCUCAAGCUUGUUCUGUUCUUCUUCAGUUUGUCUCCAACCACCAAAACUCUCCUCUGAGCUCUCAAAGUGACCACGUUGCAGCUACAGCCAGCCACAUUGCUUUGAGGUUCUUUAUGACCUCGAAUCUAACGGUGGGAGGUCUAAACAGCCUGCAAUUUAAUUUUAGAUUCGAUGGAUGACAAGGAGUUCACGUCGAGUCCCUUCAUAUCACUGCUCCGCCCGUUAAGUCCCAUCACUAACGGCGUCCACAUCGAAAACUCUAACUCCGUUUCCAUCUACAGCUCCGUCAAUUCCUAAGGUUUUGAAGUUCUUUAUGAGCCCGAGUCUAAGGGUGGAAGGUCUAAACCUGCUUGUUCUUCUUCUCCGGUGACUAUAACGUUGACACCAUGUAAAGGAUCUGACAAGUCCUCGGCAUGACGAGUCCUCUGAGCUCAAGGAGGAGAUGAUAUUAAGUUGGGACAGGUUGUACAAAUGUACAUUUUUGUAUUCUGAAUUACUGCACGAAUAAUGAGAGUUGUUGUGAUAGAAAUAUCUUACUAUGAG